AUGGACAUUAUAUAUCAUGUCAUCUGUCUGUUCGGCGUCACAUCUGGCCUUUUCUGGGAUGUCAUCGAAGAGGUACACCCACUCAAAGGGGCAUGGGCCAUGUGCUACACCCUGAACAAUUUUUGGAACAGGACAUGGCACCAGAAUUUCCGCAGAGCAUUGAAGACCCCGAGCCGCUAUGUUGCGAGACACGUCGCAUGCGCUCCCCAAGGAUCAUGGGCGAGUCGUCAGAUCCAGUACCACAUCGCUUUUGCCAUCUCUGGGAUCUACCAUUGGGCAGCCGCAAAGAUUGCCAUCCGAUCCGAGAAUUUCACAAAAACGCUGGCUUUCUUUGCGAUCAUGCCAAUAGUUAUGUUACUAGAAGACCUUGCUAUCUCCAUCGCUCGAGAACAGCUUGGCUGGCGAAAUCGACGAUGGCGUGUCAUCGGAUACCUAUGGACCUUUAUCGUCCUGACUUCGCUUAGUGUGGGGUUCGUGGACGACUGCGUUAGGAAUGGUCUUGUUACAUCGUUUCCAGCUCUUCCAUUCUCUCCUACAUACGCCAUGUUGAAUCUAUGGGUCCGCAGCGAGACUUAG
Molecule: messenger RNA, 576 nt
Organism: Alternaria arborescens
Lineage: Eukaryota; Fungi; Ascomycota; Dothideomycetes; Pleosporales; Pleosporaceae
Exons: 1
Coding region: 1-576 (191 amino acids)
Biological process (GO): lipid metabolic process
Source: RefSeq, a predicted model, not a curated record